CCGGGAGGUGAGUGUGUGCCUGGCCUUGACUGAGACAAGCAGGACCUCAGAAGCCCAGUGACACCAAAAAAGAGGCUCCCAGGGCGCAAGCACCUCCCGCAAUACGCUCCGGCGUUGUCGGCGCAAACCCGAGCUCUAACUAACUUCGCUCCAGCUAAUCUCGAGGAAACCGUAGGGCGCGUCACAGUGGCCUCUCCCGCCUAGCCACGCGUGCUGAAAUUUCCGGCACUCCGGCCAGCUAAGACACGGGAUUUGCACCGCAGCCUCUCAGCUCCCGGAGCCAGAGUCGAGCGCUCCCGGCGGCUUCUCCAAUUUCUCCCCUAAGUGCGAAGGAAACGGCCCCUUUUGCGCCGCGACUGCGAGGCCAGCGGGUCUGGGAGCCGCGCCGGGCUGGGGCGGACCAGGCGGGCCCGGGGCUCCCCGGCGGCGCCCGGGCGGCGGCUCCUCCGCGAGGGUUAAUAGCAGCCCCCGCGGCCCGGUGGGCGCGGACGCUUCCUCUCCGCCGGCCCGGGAACGUGGAUACGGCGCCCGCAGGAUGUUCGCCGGCUGGGCCCGGCAGCCAGGAAACAUGAGAAGGCCUCGGUAUUCCUGUUCCCGGGCCGCGCGCGCCGGUCUGGGUAAAUAAAGCCGAGACGACGGCGGUGGCGGUGGUGAGCGCGCUGGAGCCCGCGCGGAGAGCAUGCGGCGGGGAUGGGAGUGCGCCUAGCCUCGACGCGGGACAGCCAGCCCCCCAGCCGCCGGCCGCCGGCCCCGCCGCCACAGAACGUGAGCCCUGCUGCGGAGCUCCGGGCGGCCCGGCCCCCAGGCGCUGCGGCCGCGCCGCGCGUCCCUGCCAGCCCGCACCAUGAACACCAUCGUCUUCAACAAGCUCAGCGGCGCCGUGCUCUUUGAGGACGGAGGCGCUCCGGAGCGGGAGCGGGGCGGCCGGCCCUACGGUGGCGUCCUGGACAGUCCCCACGCCCGCCCCGAGGUGGGCAUUCCCGACGGCCCGCCCCUCAAGGACAACCUCGGCCUGAGACACCGGAGGACCGGGGCCCGGCAGAACGGCGGGAAGGUGAGGCACAAGCGGCAGGCCCUGCAAGACAUGGCGCGGCCCCUCAAGCAGUGGCUUUACAAGCACCGAGACAACCCGUACCCCACCAAGACCGAGAAGAUACUCUUGGCCCUCGGCUCGCAGAUGACGCUAGUGCAGGUAAGUAAUUGGUUUUCUGAUACUCAGUGCAUUUCAGACUUGCUACAGUGUUGCCUGUGUAUUCAGAACCGAGAAUACCUUCAGUCAUGCCACACUCAGGUGAUGGUGGACACAUCUCUCAACACGCUGGACAAUGGAUCCAAUAAGGGUGACAGUGCAGCUAACAGAAAGGGGCCAAGCAAGGAUGACACGUACUGGAAGGAGAUUAAUGCAGCCAUGGCCUUAACAAAUCUUGCGCAGGGAAAAGACAAGCUGCAAGGAACUACCAGCUGCAUCAUCCAGAAGUCGUCCCAUAUAGCAGAAGUCAAGACUGUCAAGGUGCCACUGGUGCAGCAGUUUUAA
This is a messenger RNA of Propithecus coquereli (Coquerel's sifaka), 1534 nucleotides long. It is a transcript of the gene MKX, whose product is annotated as mohawk homeobox. NCBI's taxonomy places the organism in Eukaryota, Metazoa, Chordata, Mammalia, Primates, Indriidae. The coding region runs from base 845 to 1534 and encodes 229 amino acids. Gene Ontology annotation, molecular function: DNA-binding transcription factor activity, RNA polymerase II-specific; RNA polymerase II cis-regulatory region sequence-specific DNA binding. Gene Ontology annotation, biological process: regulation of transcription by RNA polymerase II; muscle organ development; cell development. The transcript is spliced from 7 exons. The record is from RefSeq and is a predicted model, not a curated record. Gene Ontology annotation, cellular component: nucleus.